AGUAUGUUCUGUUCUAAUAUUAAAAAUUGUGACUUGAUCAUUACGAGCUACAAACAAAAUGAACAGAUGAACAAUGAUUAGGUUGAUUGAUAGACACGUUUCAGAUAACCAUUAACCGAGUAAGAAAGAAGAGAACACAAAAAAAGACACUCCUAAGUCAACUACACUAUUAAUAUUCAUGUCUUGUAGCUUCUCUUUUCAUUAUCUAUCACUCUAAAAAUGGCUUCAACACUUCCUCUUGCAGUUACUCAAAAAUCCAAAAAUGAAACUACAAAUUUCACAAGUGUGAAAACACUCUCAGAAUCACCAGAUUUCAACAACUCUAUUCCUUCCUCAUACACAUUUGAUAAUGAAAAUGAAAUAGUGACAGAUCCAGAUGAAGUCAAUGAUCCAAUCCCAGUCAUUGAUUAUUCUCUCCUUGUCAAUGGUAAUCAUGAUCAACGGACCAAAACUGUUCAUGACAUAGGCAAGGCUUGUGAGGAGUGGGGAUUCUUCAUGUUGAUAAAUCACUUUGUUCCAAAGAGUGUCAUGGAGAAAAUGGUUGACCAAGUUUUUGCUUUCUUUAAUCUUAGAGAGGAAGAAAAACAAGAGUAUGCAGGUAAGGAAGUAGUGGCUGAUUCAAUAAAGUAUGGUACUAGCUUCAAUGUUUCAGGGGAUAAAAACUUGUUUUGGAGAGAUUUCAUUAAAAUUAUUGUUCAUCCUCAAUUUCACUCACCUGAUAAACCUUCUGGCUUCAGGGAAACAUCUGCAGAGUACAGCGAAAGAACAUGGAAAUUAGGAAGGGAACUACUGAAAGGAAUAUCAGAAAGCUUGGGAUUGGAAGCCAACUAUAUAGACAGAACAAUGAAUCUAGCUUCUGGUUUACAAAUGUUAGCAGCAAAUCUUUAUCCUCCUUGUCCUCAACCUGAGCUUGCAAUGGGAAUGCCCCCACAUUCUGAUCAUGGCCUCUUGAACCUCCUCAUCCAGAAUGGAGUUAGUGGCCUUCAAGUUCUUCACAAUGGCAAGUGGAUCAAUGUCAGUUCCACUUCAAACUGUUUCUUGGUCCUUGUCUCUGAUCAUCUUGAGAUUAUGAGCAAUGGCAGUUACAAAAGUGUAGUACAUAGAGCAGCUGUGAGCAAUGGAGCUACAAGAAUGUCGUUGGCAACGGUUAUCGCGCCAUCCUUGGAUACUAUUGUUGAACCAGCUUCAGAGUUGCUAGACAAUGAAAGCAAUCCAGCAGCAUAUGUUGGGAUGAAACACAAAGAUUACAUUGAACUUCAACGAAGCAACCAGCUUUAUGGAAAAUCUGUGCUUAACAAAGUGAAAAUAUGAAUUUGAAUCAUCUCAAGUGUUGCACUAAGCAAUAGGCCAAAAGUUAAAAGUUUGUAACUAAAUUGUAGUAUACAAUAAGCAAUUGAGUCUUCAAUGUAAAAUUUCUGUAAAAUGUUGCAAGUAAUAGUGUAAUACAAUAAGAAAGAUUCAAUUCAA
Molecule: messenger RNA, 1467 nt
Organism: Trifolium pratense (red clover)
Lineage: Eukaryota; Viridiplantae; Streptophyta; Magnoliopsida; Fabales; Fabaceae
Product: 2-oxoglutarate-dependent dioxygenase 19-like
Exons: 3
Coding region: 220-1311 (363 amino acids)
Source: RefSeq, a predicted model, not a curated record